Molecule: messenger RNA, 1743 nt
Organism: Chenopodium quinoa (quinoa)
Lineage: Eukaryota; Viridiplantae; Streptophyta; Magnoliopsida; Caryophyllales; Amaranthaceae
Product: 2Fe-2S ferredoxin-like
Exons: 8
Coding region: 514-1035 (173 amino acids)
Biological process (GO): P450-containing electron transport chain
Cellular component (GO): mitochondrion
Molecular function (GO): 2 iron, 2 sulfur cluster binding
Source: RefSeq, a predicted model, not a curated record
AAAACCGAAUUGUAAAAUUAAGCUUGUAUAAAUAUGGAUUUCUGUAUAUUUUGAAGUUUAGCUCAAAUACUUAAUACUACAUAAAAUAAAUUAGAGAGACUUUGUAUUAAUUAAUUAAUGACUUGACGUUGAACUAUGUAUUUUAAUCAUGAUUUUGAAGACUUUUAUUUAUAGUAAAGCUUUAUUUUUAUAAUUGUAUUAGACGCUAAAAAAAUAAUGUAUUAUAAUUUGGAUUUUCGGAUCGGAUCCAAAUAACCGAAUUUUAAUUCAGAUUGGAUCGGAUUAGAUCAAGAGAGAAAUUCGGAUCGGAUCGGAUUGGAAAAUUGAAAAUCGAAUUAUAUUUCGGAUUGGAUCGGAUUUGGACUAAAUCCAAACCGAAAACCGAACGGACACCCCUACGUGAAACUACCAACAUUCGAAUUUCAAUCUUCUUCAACUCAACUAUCAAAUCUUUGUUUCUCCAUUCAACAUUUUCUCAGAUUGUGAGUAUAUAGUCUCUAAACUCACCAAGAUAUGUGGAUUUCUAUAAUUUCUGGUCUUGGAGCUCAGGCAAUUAAGAGAUUGACCCAAGGGAAAUUUGUUUGCAUGCCAAAGGCUCCAUAUUUAAAUGUUUCUUCUUCCCGGGUACAGACUUUGCUUCAGCUUCCUCCCCAGGUGCAUCGAUAUCUUUGUACUACUGCUACUGACUCUUGCAAUGAUAAAAAUGAAGUUGAGCAAACAGUAAGUGUAACCUUUGUUGAAACGGAUGGAACACAGAAACACGCAAAGGUUCCUGUUGGCACAAGUAUGCUAGAAGCUGCUCUUUCAAAUGACAUUGAGCUAGAAGGAGCAUGUGAAGGAUCCUGUGCGUGUUCUACAUGUCACCUUAUCGUGAUGGAUGUGGAUUACUACAACAAACUGCUGGACCCAACUGACGAAGAAAAUGACAUGUUGGACCUUGCCUUUGGGCUAACAGAAACGUCUCGUUUGGGUUGCCAAAUCGAAGCAAAGCCUGAAAUAGAUGGAAUUCGUUUGGCUCUGCCUGGGGCCACUUGAAACUUUGCAGUUGAUGGAAACAUGCCGAAAUCAUACAGCCAUACUGGUAUUACAACAGCUUAGUGCAGCUUAAGUUGAACCAAUUACCAAUUGUGUAAUUUACAAGCCAAUAGAAUAGUCUAUACAGACUACAGAGAGAUUAUUAUUCUGUAGAAUCGUCAAGUGUGAAUGUUUCAAUGUUUUUUACAGAGUAUGUAACUUUAGGCUUGGUAGCAUAAGCUAUAGAACUAUUUCAGUUUUGUUGAGUAAUUGCUACUGGAAUAUAGGAGGGACUCGGGCUUUUUUAUGUACUAGGAAAAUAACUGCGGCAGUGUUUCUCACGAGAAUAAUAAAUUAUAUUUUUCUGCAUAUUAAUUAUCUGUUUUUUUUUUUUUUCAUAGAUAUUUAAGUACUAACUGUUACACUUUAACCCUGGUCUUCUCUACCACAGGCUAUACUGAGCGGAGUGAGUGCUGCCUUGUGUUUAGAUCUACUAUGGCCUCCUGUAAUACUUACUUUUAUUUCGUGGAUGUACUUGUAGAUCUAAACAGCAUUAGACUUUCUAUUUUGACAUGGCUGAAGUCCUCAUGUACCAGUAGCAGGGAAAUCCGAACCACACAACCCUUAACAUGGAAUAGCAUCAUCACACCUUCUCUUUCCAUCUACAUCAGGUCAUCAAAUGCACCAGUUGCAAUUUCUGCAGUAACAAUUCAUUUCUUUUCUUGAGGU